Molecule: messenger RNA, 2607 nt
Organism: Eutrema salsugineum
Lineage: Eukaryota; Viridiplantae; Streptophyta; Magnoliopsida; Brassicales; Brassicaceae
Product: dipeptidyl aminopeptidase 4
Exons: 6
Coding region: 234-2468 (744 amino acids)
Biological process (GO): proteolysis
Molecular function (GO): serine-type peptidase activity; dipeptidyl-peptidase activity
Source: RefSeq, a predicted model, not a curated record
GUAUCUCCCAGAUAGCUGAAUCAGUUCCCAUCGAGAUUCCUCCGAUUCUUAUCUCACCACACCAGCUUCAUUCUUUUGGGUCUCCUUACCAUCUUCAACUCUAAUCUCAUUCUUCCUCUUUGACAAUUUUUUUGGUCAAUUACGAAAAAUCAUUGCUUGUUGAAAAUUACAUCUCAUGCUUCGAGGCCUUGAACGAAUCAAAUUCCUUUGAGAAGCAAAAAAAGAUUUCCUUUAUGGCGGAAAUGCCUGAAAAGGACGCUCCUUUCACGGUUGAAGAUAUUGUUCAGACGCCUUUACCCGGUUGUGUAGCCCCAACCGCAGUCAGCUUUAGCCCUGAUGACUCUUUGGUCACUUACUUGUUUAGCCCUGAAGAGAAUUUGACUAGGAGGGUGUACGCGUUUGAUGUUAAGAAAGGAGAAACAAGUUUGGUUUUUAGUCCUCCUCAUGGUGGAGUUGAUGAGAGCAACAUUUCACCGGAAGAGAAGCUGAGAAGGGAGAGGUUGCGAGAGCGUGGCUUAGGAGUAACUCGGUAUGAAUGGGUCAAGACAAACUUGAAGAUGAAAUUCAUGUUGGUGCCUUUACCUGCCGGGGUGUAUGUGAAGGACCUUUAUUCAUCACCAGAUCCGGAGCUCAUGCUUCCUAAUUCACCCACUUCUCCAAUCAUUGAUCCUCGUCUAUCUCCUAAUGGUUUAUUGCUUGCAUACGUAAGAGACUCCGAGUUGCAUGUCCUCAAUUUGUUAAAGAACCAGACGCAACAGCUAACAAACGGUGCCAAUGGAAGUAGUCUGACUCAUGGUAUUGCUGAGUACAUAGCUCAGGAGGAGAUGGAUCGGAGGAAUGGGUACUGGUGGUCAUUAGAUAGCAAGUAUAUCGCCUAUACAGAAGUCGACUCCUCACAGAUUCCUUUGUUCAGAAUAAUGCAUCAGGGAAAAAGCUCGGUUGGUUCAGAGGCACAAGAAGAUCAUGCUUAUCCUUUUGCAGGAGCUCUCAAUACCACAGUCCGUCUCGGGGUAGUUUCUUCAGCUGGCGACGGUGAGACCACUUGGAUGAAUCUUGUGUGCGGAGGAAGAAGCAACAUGGAGGACGAGUAUCUUGGUAGAGUCAACUGGAUGCCUGGUAACGUUCUCAUGGCGCAGGUUCUGAGUAGGUCACAUACUAAACUGAAAAUCAUCAGAUUUGACAUAAAGACUGGUCAAGCAAACAUAGUUUUGACGGAAGAAUCCGAUGCUUGGGUGACUUUACAUGACUGUUUUACUCCUCUGGAGAAAGUCCCUUCAGAAGGGUUCAUUUGGGCCAGCGAGAGGACCGGUUUCAGACAUUUAAAUCUUUAUGAGUCUGGAGGGAGAUGCCUUGGAGCCAUUACUAGCGGUGAAUGGAUGGUUGAGCAAAUCGCAGGCGUAAAUGAGGCUACGUGUUUGGUUUAUUUCACUGCAACUCUCAAUGGACCGCUUGACACUAAUCUUUACUACACAAAACUGGAAGCUGGGGAUGCACCUCGGUGUCAACCUCUGAGGCUCACACGUGGGAAAGGAAAACAUACCGUCGUGCUUGAUCACGAGAUGAGGAACUUCGUCGACAUUCAUGAUUCAGUUGAUUCGCCUCCACGGGUUACUCUUUGCUCUUUGAAAGACGGGACUGUACUCAAGAUUCUCUACGAGCAGACAUCUCCUUCACCGAUACUGAAAAGGCUUAAACUUGAGCCUCCGGAGUUUGUUCAAAUACAAGCCAAUGAUGGAGCGACAACGCUGUACGGCGCCGUUUACAAACCGGACAGUUCGAAAUUUGGUCCUCCUCCAUAUAAAACGAUGAUCAACGUUUACGGAGGUCCCAGCGUUCAGUUGGUCCAUGAUUCUUGGAUUAAUACAGUCGACAUGAGGACACAGUACCUGAGAAGCAGAGGCGUCUUAGUUUGGAAGCUUGAUAACAGAGGAACUGCACGGCGUGGGCUGAAAUUUGAAUCUUGGAUCAAGCAUAACUGUGGAAAUGUUGAUGCAGAGGAUCAAGUAACCGGAGCCAAAUGGCUUAUCGAGCAAGGACUUGCUAAACCGGACCACAUUGGGGUGUAUGGUUGGAGUUACGGUGGGUACCUCUCAGCUACACUCUUGACUCGGUACCCUGAGAUCUUUAAAUGCGCAGUCUCGGGUGCGCCUGUUACAUCUUGGGAUGGCUAUGACUCAUUCUACACAGAAAAGUACAUGGACCUUCCCUCUGAGGAGCGUUACCUGAAGAGCUCAGUGAUGCACCAUGUCGGGAACUUGACGGAUAAGCAGAAGCUGAUGUUAGUACAUGGAAUGAUUGAUGAGAAUGUGCAUUUCAGGCACACGGCUAGGCUUGUGAACGCGCUUGUUGAAGCGGGAAAGCGUUAUGAGUUGUUGAUAUUUCCAGAUGAACGGCAUAUGCCACGGAAGGUGAAGGACCGUGUUUAUAUGGAACAGAGGAUAUGGGAGUUUAUAGAGGAGAGCUUAUGAUGAUGAUACUUUCAUAAUUCUUUUGUUUUUGUUUUCACAUUCUUGUUUUUUUCUUCUUCACCAGCAAUAAUGAAUGAUAUAUCUCUCAUUCCUAUUGAAUAGGUUUAAGUAUUAGUUCACUAUCUUACACGGUUUAAUU